Oryza brachyantha (malo sina) is the source of this 1904-nucleotide messenger RNA. RefSeq lists its product as uncharacterized. The coding region runs from base 1 to 1584 and encodes 527 amino acids. Gene Ontology annotation, molecular function: nucleic acid binding; RNA-DNA hybrid ribonuclease activity. NCBI's taxonomy places the organism in Eukaryota, Viridiplantae, Streptophyta, Magnoliopsida, Poales, Poaceae. The record is from RefSeq and is a predicted model, not a curated record. The transcript is spliced from 4 exons.
AUGCCCGCCUCAUGCGCAUGCGCGUCAAUCCGCCGGCUGCCACCGUCUUCCGACUGUCAACCCGCGCUGGCGCUGCCGACCCUUCGCAGCAUCGUCCUCCUCCUCGCCCGCCUCCGGGAUUCUGCGUGCGGUAAGUCCAAUUUGCACUUGCAGCCAGUAGUUAAGAGCGGCGUUUCAGUGAGCUUAUCUGAGUUCCCUAUCAGCUAUCGUACCCCACUGGAGUUGCAAAAUCAGUUUGAUGAGGACAAAAUCUCUCUUCACCAAAACCUUCAUCUUGAAGAAAUGAAGGAUUUGUACUAUACAUUGGUUCGCCCGGUCUUAGUGGCCAGCUGUCUAGUCACCGAGGACCCCAUCGAUAGCCCUAAUACCAGAGCACUAGAUAGCACACUCUGUGCUAAUUUUAAGAAGCCUCCUGUUUACUUAUCAAGCCUGUCUUUGAUGAAAGUGCUUACUGGACUUGCUAGAAACAAGUGGUGUUACUUGAUAGAGUUUUUGAGGAUCAAUAGGGUGCUAAUAUGUGAGAAUUGGACAGAUUCAUUUGGAAAUUUGGAGUGCUUAGUACAUGAUGACUGUAUAACCCUUUCAAUCGAUGGUGAGACCGUUUACAAGGGUCAGUGUGAUGCUGGAUACAAGAAUGGGAAAGGAAAUCUAUGCGCGAUCAUAACGGCCGGGUCCAAUGAGAUUGUGGAUUGCACAGUUCAUUUAGGAGUACCUUGUGACUCGGCGCCACACGCUGAGUUAUGGGCAAUGUAUGUGUUGCUCAGACGGGCGAUUGAUCUCAAGGAUGUCCGCUUCUUUCAUGUGAAGACGGAUAGCAAAUUUGUUGAUGACACCAUGUGCGAGAAAUACCCCAUCAAGCCAAAUUCCACCCACCAGGAAAUUUGCGAAGCGAUUAGAUGCAUGAAGAGCUACUUCUCACGCUUUCAUUGCAGAUGGGAACCAAGGGAGAAUCUUCAUUUAGUUGAUAGCCUGCUUAAGCUGAUGGAUAAUCGUACCUCACCAACCUUUGAGGAGAUAAAAGCUGAAUGGACAGACUACCUGCUACAGAAGCCACAGUUUCGAGCUCACCAAGAGAGAAUGAGGUUUAGGAAGGAAUACAUUAACAAGGCACAGCCAGUGGGUACCAUCACUCUCCACCGCAUGUACAAGGCCAUCGUCAAAAACUGUCAAGAAAGCAGAAUAGAUGCAGUUGCGAACAUCAUAUUGUCGCUAAACCCACCAUACGCAGCUGUUCUUAUAGGAGAUCACAAGACAGCAGUGUUAGUAAAAGGGGAGUUAGAGAAGUUGGAGGGGUUUCCUGGGAAGUUUGACAUGUCAAUUGAUGAGGUCGAUGGAUGUUGCUUUCUCACCUUGUUAAGGGUUCCGUUGGACAAGGUUGAUAGAACAUUGGAUGUGAUCUUCAAUGCUGAGUUGAGUGGGCUUUAUAAGGCAGCAGACAACUCUUUAUGCGUGAAGCUGUUGACAGCAAUGGAUGAUGAUGCCAACAUGCUGGAGUUAAGCCCAGUUUGUUUCUUGUACUUCCAUGGAAAGAAUCCAAUUAACUUUGAGGGGAAAUUGGUGAGACCUGAGAUCGGACUUUUGUAGAGCAGAAGGCAGGACUUAGCUGAAAAAUAGCUGUUUUUUUUUGUCAUUUAGUUGGUUGUUAGUGGUUGAGAUAUCUAGACUUGUGGUAAGGUUUCCAGUUAGUUCCUGUAAAAUAUUUGGAGUUGGGUUUUGUUGGAUGGACAGAUUGUUCCAAGAUGUAUGUACUUGCAUGCAAAGGUGAAACCCUAGCACCGAGACUUCAUUCCAGACUUGCUUUAUAAGAUGCAGGGCCUUGAGCCUUACAUCUAAAUAUAAAACUUCGAUAUGCAGUACAUUUUGUGAGUUUCAAACAGGUGGCAUGUUUUCUUUGUGAUACUGUA